This is a messenger RNA of Meira miltonrushii, 1960 nucleotides long. RefSeq names its product Alpha,alpha-trehalose-phosphate synthase. Bases 128 to 1807 code for a protein of 559 amino acids. Gene Ontology annotation, molecular function: catalytic activity. The record is from RefSeq and is a predicted model, not a curated record. Lineage: Eukaryota; Fungi; Basidiomycota; Exobasidiomycetes; Exobasidiales; Brachybasidiaceae. Gene Ontology annotation, cellular component: cytosol; alpha,alpha-trehalose-phosphate synthase complex (UDP-forming). The transcript has a single exon. Gene Ontology annotation, biological process: trehalose biosynthetic process; cellular response to heat.
CAUUGCUUUGCUCUAUACAUCAUCUCUCUCUCUCUCUCUCCUGACUCAAUUCGCUUCCUUGUUCUUCACCGUCACUCGAAGGAGCAUUAUACACUCUGCGCCAUAGAGCGCUUCACUCUAAUUCAAGAUGCCUUCUUCAACUAGAGAUUUCCAUCUGGAUCCUUCAGCUCAUUUGAUCGUGGUAUCCAAUCGAUUGCCAGUAACAAUCAAAGCAGAUGCAAGUCAACCGGGAGGAUAUUCAUUCACACUUUCUUCUGGUGGUCUAGUAUCAGCUUUGAGUGGAUGUAAAAAGAGUAUGUCAUUCACUUGGAUCGGUUGGCCAGGAUUAAACGUUUCAAGUAGAGCAGAAGAAGAAUUUAUCGAAAAGAAAUUACGCGAAGAAUAUAGUUGUGAACCUGUUUGGAUUGAUGAUGAUGUGGCAGAUGCUCAUUAUAAUGGAUUUUCAAAUUCAAUCCUUUGGCCGCUCUUUCAUUAUCAUCCAGGAGAAAUGAACUUUGACGAGGAGAAUUGGUUGGCUUAUCGCGAAGCAAAUUUGCUCUUUGCUGAAAAGGUUAGAAGUGUUGUAAAACAAGGAGAUAUGGUUUGGGUACAAGAUUAUCAUUUGAUGCUGUUGCCUUUGAUGCUACGAACGUUGAUCGAAGGUUCAAACUUGCAAGGACAUACCUCACAUCGUGAAUUGGAACACGUACGUCAUGGAGUGGACGGCACCUCACAUCUUCAAGGCUCUGAAGGCCUAGCAGCACCAAAGAAAGAGCCAACCAACAAAUCAUCAAGAAUCACACAAUCAGGAGAAGGGAUCGGAACGUCAGAUGGAGCAGCAUCGCGUGGAGCGAUCAAGAUCGGCUUCUUUUUGCAUACACCGUUUCCCAGUAGUGAGAUCUAUCGUAUCCUUCCGGUCCGCAGAGAGAUCUUGUUGGGAAUCUUGCAUUGCGAUCUGAUCGGUUUCCAUACAUACGAUUAUGCUCGUCACUUUUUGUCGAGUUGCACACGUAUCUUAGGACUUCCAACUAUGCCAAAUGGUGCUGAAUUUGAAGGAAGAUACGUUCAUGUAGGAACAUAUCCGAUCGGUAUCGAACCUACUCAAUUCGAAGAAGGAUUACGACGUGAAAGUGUUCAAACCCGAAUCAAAGCUUUAGAACGCAAAUUUGAAGGAGUAAAGAUUAUCGUUGGUGUGGAUAGAUUAGAUUAUAUCAAAGGAGUUCCACAAAAGUUGCAUGCGCUAGAAACAUUCUUGCAAGAUCAUCCUGAAUGGAUUGGAAAAGUCGUUCUCGUUCAAGUUGCAGUGCCAUCACGACAAGAUGUAGAAGAAUAUCAAAAUUUACGUGCGAUCGUGAAUGAAGCAGUUGGUCGAAUCAAUGGACGAUUCGGAACGGUGGAAAGUAUGCCAAUUCAUUUCUUACACAGAAGUGUCAAUUUUGACGAACUUUGUGCUUUGUACGCAAUCAGUGAUGCAUGCUUGGUAACGAGUACGAGAGAUGGUAUGAAUUUGGUUUCGUACGAAUAUAUUGCAUGUCAAAAAGAAAAACAUGGCGUAAUGAUCUUAUCCGAAUUUGCAGGAGCUGCACAAUCGUUAAACGGAAGUUUGAUCGUAAAUCCUUGGGACAAAUUUGCCGUUGCUGAUGCUAUUCAUGAAGCGCUCACAAUGCCAUCCGAAGCAAAACAAAAGAAUUUUGGUAAAUUGAGUGCUUAUGUUGAAAAACAUACUGCAAGUUGGUGGGGCGUAAGUUUCGUUUCUGAUUUAACUCGAAUCAAAGUCGCCACUGGUUCAUCAUCGCCAGCACCUGGGAGAGGUGAAGUCGCAAGAUAGACAAAGGGGAAAAAAGGUGAGGAGAAAAAGCAAUGUACAUAUGUGCAUGUAAUUUCCAACGUAAAUUAUUGUAUUCAUACAGAUAUAGACGAUCACGUACACAGAAGACAUAUUCUUCUGGUAAUGACAUUAUACUUGAUUAUAGCUGAAAAG